AAACUCAGAUAGAGACGGAGCUGAGAGAGAGGCACUUCUUCACUAAGACCGAAAAAGGACAGUAUGGCCUCCAUGUUGAUGAAGUCUUUGCGGAGCGGUCCCGCUAGCUCCGCCUGGGCGCUCCAGUUUGCUGCACGGUCUGUCAGUACAUCUGUGCCUUUACAGGCUCAAGCCAAGAGUAAGAAAACACUGGCCAAACCAGGAGUGAAGAAUAUUGUAUUGGUGGAUGGAGUCCGAACACCCUUCCUUAUGUCUGGCACCACAUACAGUGACUUGAUGCCUCAUGAUCUGGCCAGAGCUGCCUUACAGGGUCUACUAAACAGAACAGGUAUUCCCAAAGAUGCUGUGGAUUAUAUCGUCUAUGGAACUGUCAUUCAGGAGGUGAAGACCAGCAAUGUAGCUAGAGAGGCUGCGCUUGGUGCAGGAUUCUCUGAUAAAAUUCCGGCUCACACAGUAACCAUGGCCUGCAUAUCCUCCAACCAGGCUAUGACCACAGCGGUGGGUAUGAUUGCAGCAGGACAGUGUGAUGCAGUGGUUGCGGGUGGAGUUGAGUUUAUGUCAGAUGUUCCCAUUCGUCACAGUCGUAAGAUGAGAAAGACCAUGCUGUCACUCAACAAAGCAAAGUCGCUUGGGGCCAAACUGUCUCUGCUGGGCUCCAUCCGCCCUGCACACCUUGCUCCUGAGCUGCCUGCUGUUGCUGAGUUCUCCACAGCUGAGACUAUGGGACACUCUGCAGAUCGCUUGGCUGCAGCGUUUGGCGUGUCUCGCCGCGAACAGGACGAGUUUGCUUUGCGCUCACACAGUCUCGCCAAGAAAGCUCAAGACGAAGGGUUGCUUAGCGACGUGCUCACCUAUAAAGUGCCAGGGCGAGACAUCGUCUCCAAGGACAACGGGAUUCGGCCCAGUUCUCUGGAACAGAUGGGCAAACUGAAGCCCGCCUUCAUCAAACCCCACGGCACUGUCACAGCCGCCAACUCCUCCUUCCUGACCGACGGUGCCUCUGCUGUGCUGAUUAUGUCUGAAGAAAAAGCCUUAGCCAUGGGAUACAAACCCAAAGCUUACCUCAGAGAUUUUGUGUAUGUGUCUCAGGAUCCUAAAGACCAGUUACUGCUGGGGCCAACAUACAGCACCCCUAAAGUUCUGGAGAGGAGUGGUUUGACCAUGGGGGAUAUUGACGUGUUUGAGUUUCACGAGGCGUUUGCUGGCCAGAUAAUGGCCAACCUCAAAGCCAUGGACUCUGACUGGUUUGCACAAACCUACAUGGGCAGGAAAGCUAAGGUGGGGACACCCCCCAUGGAGAAGUUUAACACGUGGGGUGGGUCUCUCUCACUGGGACACCCGUUUGGGGCGACUGGGUGCAGACUGGUCACUACAGUGGCCCACAGACUGAAGAAAGAGGGAGGCCAGUAUGGACUAGUUGCAGCAUGUGCAGCCGGAGGACAGGGUCAUGCGAUGGUGAUUGAAGCUUAUCCCCAGUGAAGCCUUUUGGAAAACACACACACACACACACACACACACACGCACGCGCACACAUAGGAGGAAAUUCUGUAAAUACUAACACACCACAUUGCCUUUGAGUGAUGAGGAUGUUUGUGCCAGUGGCUCUGUUAAAGUAGUGAUGAUGGUUAAGAGGUGGAUUUGAUUUCUAUCGAAGCAUUACUAGAGGACAUGAUCACAGCACUGAGAUCCAGACUUAAGAAAUGAAUUGAUUGCUUUGCUACAUCCCAGAUCAGUUCUGUUUCAGUGUUUAGACAGGGUUUAUUCUCCCUGUUAAAUAAGAAGCAUGACUUUGUCAAACUGCUCUAGGAUCAGCAUGUGUCUGGUUUAACUGGUAAUGGUACAGCAGUGGACUUGGACAGAAUCUGUUCCCAGGUCAUCAUUAACUACACUCGAGUAGAAAAGCCCCACUGGGUGUGCAGUGAUGUGAUGCUAUGCUACGAGGAUGUUUUGAAUCUUUCUUUUUUUUUUAUGAUUUUGCCCAGUAAAACCAUCAAAUCCU
Messenger RNA from Chanos chanos (milkfish), 1999 nucleotides. RefSeq names its product hydroxyacyl-CoA dehydrogenase trifunctional multienzyme complex subunit beta (gene hadhb). NCBI's taxonomy places the organism in Eukaryota, Metazoa, Chordata, Actinopteri, Gonorynchiformes, Chanidae. Gene Ontology annotation, biological process: fatty acid beta-oxidation. Gene Ontology annotation, molecular function: acyltransferase activity, transferring groups other than amino-acyl groups. The record is from RefSeq and is a predicted model, not a curated record. Bases 64 to 1479 code for a protein of 471 amino acids. Gene Ontology annotation, cellular component: mitochondrion. The transcript is spliced from 16 exons.